This is a messenger RNA of Miscanthus lutarioriparius, 753 nucleotides long. The record is from the annotation of a GenBank genome assembly. NCBI's taxonomy places the organism in Eukaryota, Viridiplantae, Streptophyta, Magnoliopsida, Poales, Poaceae.
AUGAGCCGUAGAGCCAAGCAGCAGCCGGCGGCGGCGGUGGGUAGCCGCCGGACCAGGCGUGCCGAGCUGCCGCGCCCACCGGCGGGCCUCGCCGAGAGCCCCCAGAUCGUGUCCAACCCCAUCUUUCGCUGCGAGGCCGGGCCAAGCCAGCCCAACAGGCCACCGGGCGACCAACUGCGCUGCGUCUACGGCCCGGGCUCGCUCUACGCGCUCGUGUACGACCCGGCCGCGGGCGCGGGGAGCGGGAGCGGGAGCCUCAUCGGCAAGGCGCAGCAGCCCCUGCCGCUGCCCCCGUGCAGGGCCUACCCGUCGGGGCGCGUGGGGACCGCCGCGCAUGCUGUGGGCGGCCCACAUGGCAGGGUACUGAGGAGGGCGCCGCCCCAUGACCCGUUCCUGGCAGCCUACGUGGCGUGCAGCAAGCGCGCCGGCGGCGGUGAUGAAGUGGUGGAUCGCCCGCAGCACAAGCAGAAGCAAGGGAGGAGGAAGAAGAAGAAGGCGGCGACGGGGAAGAAAUGCAAGGCAGGCGUGGUGAUCUUUCGGGGGUGUGGGAUCUGGAGCGGGUGGGCGGCGGGCGCCAAGUACGCCGGGGCGAUGUCGUGCAGGUACGGCUGCGCCGUCGCCGGGCAGAAGGGAGACGCUCCUGCGACCAAGACCAAGUCUGAGGACGACGCGCCGGCGGGGCCAACGCUCGACCUGUCGUGGACGCCGGCGGUGCUCUCCGCGCGGGCGCUGGAGCGGAGGGAGCAGCGCUGA